Pteropus alecto (black flying fox) is the source of this 1774-nucleotide messenger RNA. RefSeq names its product sterile alpha motif domain containing 14 (gene SAMD14). Bases 328 to 1581 code for a protein of 417 amino acids. NCBI's taxonomy places the organism in Eukaryota, Metazoa, Chordata, Mammalia, Chiroptera, Pteropodidae. Gene Ontology annotation, cellular component: actin cytoskeleton; dendrite; cytoplasm. The transcript has 10 exons. Gene Ontology annotation, molecular function: actin filament binding. Gene Ontology annotation, biological process: neuron projection development; actin filament organization; calcium-mediated signaling. The record is from RefSeq and is a predicted model, not a curated record.
CACACACACACACACACACACACACACACACACACACACGUACACGUACGGAGCAUCCUGCCGGUCAGGUCUCCUGGUCCAGCCCCGCCCGCGCCUCCUGCUUACUGCAAACCUUCUCCUUCUCUCCCACACUCCCCCCACCCUUCCCUCCAGUUCCUGGACCCUCCUCGCCGACCCCCACCCCACUCCCGGGAUGGAGUGGACUGAGCCAGCCCGGAGCCCCCCGCGGCCGGGGUGACGGCACCCUCCACCCCGAGCACCAUGGGCAGGAGGGGUUCCCCAGGCGAUGGACGCUGAAGAUGACUGAUGCUGGAGCUCUCUUGAGUCAUGGCUUCUUCAAAGUUCCGAGAACCCGUGGAUGAGGUUUUUGACUUGGACUUGGCUGUACCAGAAACGGUCAGACUGGACAGCAGUUUACACAAAGCCCGGGCCCAACUGCUGGCCAAGGGCCGGAGACACCGGCCCUCCCGCUCAAGGCUUCGGGACAGUGCCAGCUCUGCAGAGGAUGGUGAAGGCUCCGAUGGGCCCGGAGGCAAGGUGACCGACGGCUGCGGGAGUCCCCUGCACCGGCUGCGCUCGCCUUUGCACUCGGGCCCGGGGUCCCCUGCCGGGGGUUCGUUCUGCCUGGAUCCUCCCGGGUUGCGGCGCAGCCUGGACGAGGACGAACCGCCGCCCUCGCCGCUCACCCGAUACCGGCCCUUGCACAACGCCGCCUCGCACGAAGGCCUGGCCGCCGCCUCCUGCUCGCCGCCGCGCUCUGCGCCCUCCUCGGACAGCUCGCCUAGCUUUGUGCGCCGCCACCCGCGCGCGGAGCCGCACAGCGAAGAUGACAGCCGGGAUGCCAGCCCACCUGAGCCUGCCAGCCCCACCAUCGGCCUGGAUAAGAAGACUCGCCGAAAGUUCCUGGACCUGGGGGUCACCUUACGCCGAGCAUCCACUAGCAAGAGCCGGAAGGACAAGGGCAGCAACCGCCUGUCCAUGGGCAGCAGGGAGUCAGUGGAGGGAUCCAGCAGGUCAGGGGGCUCCCCGUUCCUGCCCUUUUCCUGGUUCACAGACAGUGGCAAGGGCUCGGCAUCCUCCGGCAGUACCACCUCCCCUGCCUGCUCCCCUAAACAUGAGAGCUUCAGCCCUAAGAAGUCAGCCUCUCAGGAAUCCACUCUGAGUGAUGACUCCACACCCCCCAGCAGCAGCCCCAAGAUUCCAAGUGGUCCCCGGCAGGAGGCCAAGUGUUCUUACCCCUACCACACGCUGUCCCAGUCUUCAGAUGAGUUCCUGGAUGAACCUCUCCCCGCUGUCCACCAUUGGACCAGUCAGCAGGUGGGCCAGUGGCUGCACAGCCUCAACCUGGAGCAGUACGCUGCCGAGUUUGCCGCGCGGCAGGUGGACGGGCCGCAGCUUCUGCAGCUGGAUGGAAGCAAGCUGAAGAGCCUGGGGCUCAGCAGCUCACAUGACCGGGCACUGGUGAAGCGGAAGGUGAAGGAGCUGGCAGCGGCUGCUGAGAAGGAGCGUAAGGCUCAGGAGAAGGCUGCACGGCAGCGCGAGAAGCUCCGGCGCAGGGAGCAGGAGGCCAAGAAGAGCUAGGGGAGGGUGAGGCAGGCACGGCGGGCACAGGCCUCCCCAGGGAGGCAGGGCCUGGGCACCAAGCUUGGGCUGGCCUGGCCCCGCGCUCUCAGGGGGUACAAGCCCUCUCUCACCCUGUCAGUCUGUUUGGACCGAGAUCCUCCAGGAAGGGACACGCCAGCGAGAGGGCCCAGUAAUAAAUCGAUUUCAAGGA